AUGUCUGGUCACUGUCAAGCUUCUCAUGAGUGUUCUCAUGACUUCUCUGAUCACUUUUUGCUGGCUGAUGAAGCAGGGAUGCUGCUGUUCAUGACUGCAUCUUCAUCUUCCUCAGCCUCAUCACUGCACUCAAUCUUCAGACCAGUGACUCAUCUCAUCUCUCCCCCAGGCCAGCCCCUGACUCUAAGCAGCACAGUUCUCUCCUUUACUCUUCUGAUGUUGUCAGUGUCUUCUACAGCCCUGCAGAUCUAUGAUCACCUUCUUCCUGCCUGCACAAUCUCUGACCAGGCAUAUGUAAAUAUGCCUAGGUUCCCUGUCAAUGGUCCUCGCGCCGCGGCGCAUUUCUGCAAUCUCAUUGUUAAUGGGAGAUGA
Molecule: messenger RNA, 372 nt
Organism: Blastomyces dermatitidis ER-3
Lineage: Eukaryota; Fungi; Ascomycota; Eurotiomycetes; Onygenales; Ajellomycetaceae
Exons: 2
Coding region: 1-372 (123 amino acids)
Source: RefSeq, a predicted model, not a curated record